This is a messenger RNA of Indicator indicator, 2649 nucleotides long. RefSeq names its product proline rich nuclear receptor coactivator 2 (gene PNRC2). Gene Ontology annotation, biological process: nuclear-transcribed mRNA catabolic process, nonsense-mediated decay. Gene Ontology annotation, cellular component: nucleus; P-body. Lineage: Eukaryota; Metazoa; Chordata; Aves; Piciformes; Indicatoridae. The record is from RefSeq and is a predicted model, not a curated record. The transcript is spliced from 3 exons. Bases 398 to 820 code for a protein of 140 amino acids.
UGCAAGAGUGACAUCUCGACUAGGGGGAGGUGGAGAGAUCGGAGAUUAAAAUCUUUAUAUAAAGAUGUAAGGGGAGGAUGAGCCGUGGGCUGGACAGGAAAUGAGUGUAAGAGUUAAUAACUUGGCCGAGGAGGGCGAACGAAACAGCUGAGAGAUGAGGAACGGAGCUCUGUGUGGGACUUCUCCUUUGGAGCUUCUGUGCCGAGAAUCCGAUGUUGGGCUCGGCUCCUUGGCUGAAUACAGCAGAUCAGCCCAUGAAAACUUCUAUUCCCAGCCAAAGAAAGGAGUCCAGCAAAAGGCAGCACCUACUUUUUCAGGCUUGGAAACAAGAAAGGGGACGAGAGUUGGAGAGUGUGGAAUCUGAGAAGACAACUGAAAGGUGACAUUUAAGUUGAAGAUGGGUGGUGGAGAAAGAUACAACAUUCCAGUUCCCCAGUCUAGAAAUACCACCAAGAACCAUCAACAACUUAAAGCCAGGCAGAAGAAUAAAGACCAGAACUCACAGAUGAAGACCUACAUGAAGAAGGAAAGAGGACACAGCUGCAAUUCAUCAGCCAGUGCGUGGCAGGCCAUGCAGAAAGGGGGGAAGAGCAAUGUUCACUUCCCCAGCAACCAGAGCUGGAGUCCUGCCUUGGCAAAUCGUAACCUGUUCUUCACACCUCAGACCAACCAGAACUAUGCUGGAGCAAAGUUCAGUGAGCCACCCUCACCAAGUGUUCUUCCUAAACCACCAAGCCACUGGGUACCUGUUUCUUUUAAGCCUUCUGAUAAGGAGAUCAUGACAUUUCAGCUGAAAACAUUACUGAAAGUCCAGGCUUGAGCUGUAGGUUUGGGUAUUUCUAAAGUUGAAAUUCACAGGGUUCCCAAUUUGAGAGUUGUUGUCCUUCCUAACUCCAGCUGUGCAGGUGUACAGAAUCAGACAUUCUUGCUGCAUGUAGUUAAAGUCACUUGGAAGAGAGAGGGGUGGAAGUUUACACUCCCUCCCCACCCCCCCCCCCAUGUUUUACCUCAAGAGUUGUGUGCUGUGUUCACUGUGAAAUAGUUUUGUUUUCUCUCUAAUCAAUCCAAUCCAAUCCUGAGCAGUCCCCACUUACUGUAUUUAUUGUCAGAGCAAGUGGGACUGUCUCCCAAAUUGACAAUUGUGACUACUUUGAUAGUGUGGUGUUAGAAAAACAGCUUUUACCUGACUUAAUGCAGCAUUAGCUGGAAAAAACCCAGGCACUGAAAGCUUUUUCAGGUAUUUGGCUGCUUUUCCAACUUGUCUAAAAUUUGCUAGUUGAGGAAGAACCCUGCAGAGGGGAUUUGAGGAGCAGAGCUCCAUGGAGGCACUAGGCAAAGCACAGAUAGUUCUUGGUUGUAGCUGUCAGCUUCCUUUAGCACUCCUGAAUUGGUGGCCAAGCAUUUCAAGCCUGUGACCAAAAGAGAUGCAGGAAAGGUCAUCAGUGCACAUUCCUGAAGGGAUAGAAGAGCCUCUUGGGCAGAGCUGUCCCUUGCCUCUCCAGCUUAGCAACACUCGAGCCACUGUGCCAACUACAACACUGCAUUGCCAGGUGACUGCCAAAACAAAAAGGAAUCCUUUGUGUUCCCUUUGCACUGAUGAGUUAAACCCUGCAUCUUUGUAUCCCUUUUGAACAGGUGGUUAGUUUAGAGCCCUCUCCAUCUUGGUUACCCUGUAAUAGCUAAAAUUCCAGUAGCUCCUGGCAGGUGUUCAAAUGUUUCUCUUAGGGAAGACAGAGCCAUGUAAAUAAAUGUAAAACUUUGUAGCAUAUGUAAAUGGAUGCCAGGGCUUUCCUGCACAGAAGUAUUUUUAGUACAAAACUGCUGAAUGUAAGAUGACCAUGUUGAGUACGUGGCCUGACUUAAAAUAAUAUUUUUGUUUAAAAAAAAAGCUUAAAAAAAAAAAAGAAAAAAAUGGACAUUUGUGGCUGUGCCCUUGCACGUACCAUCCAGUAAACACAAACUUUACUUAGCUGUGAGCUGAUUUUUAAGGUAAAGUCAGUGCAAAAGAGGCUUAUUUAGGAAGGUUUUUUUUUUUUAUAAAAUGAUUAGGAAAAAAUACUAAAAACUGCUUAAGUUUGAGAUGAUGAUGAAGCUUGAGAUGUUGGUGUUUGUACUGGACAGGUGUGAGUGAUGGGAUGGUAUCACACCCAGGUGUGCAAAAUCAAAGGGAAUGUUUUCUGUGGCUUGAGUGCUUCCCAACACCGAAGCACUGAAGCUUUCUGCUUAUCAAACACCAAUCACAUUUAUUUUGUCCCCAAGUUGUUGCAGUGUGGGGACAGAGGCAGCUUUGAAUGCUGUCACAGUUCAGUUGAGGCUGUAACAGAAACAACUGAACUGCGAUGACAGAAUCCAAGGUGAUUUCAAACUAAAGCAAUGACUAAAAAAGUGCUUUAAUGCGUUCAGCAGGCCGUGGGAUGUUCUCUGAGGGCUCUCAGUAUGUUCAACCCCUGUUGGCAGCUGGCUGAAUGUUUACAGAUCAAUUGGUUCAAAUCAGGUGGAAUUGGCAGUCUAAUUUAAACAGGUCAUUGUGACCUGGAUCCUCACUACUUAAUGAUCUGAGUCCCAGUUACAAUUGUGUCGAGUUCAAAUUGUCUAUGAGGAAUGGUGUGUGUACAAAUUGGAAACCAAAAUUAAAUAAACUAAACUUUU